Phytophthora megakarya is the source of this 189-nucleotide messenger RNA. Lineage: Eukaryota; Oomycota; Peronosporomycetes; Peronosporales; Peronosporaceae. The record is from the annotation of a GenBank genome assembly.
AUGGGACUCGAUUACGACGAAUGUGUAUACUACCAUGAAGGCAGUGAUCUGUACGCGGAAGAUGUCGACGGUCAGAUGGCGGUACUGCCGGAAUUGCCCGUGACGACGGAAGAUGUGAAGAUCGAGGACAUACCCCAGAAGAAAUUGAUCGACUUCGCCAAAGGAUCUGGAAGUCCCGUCAUUCCUUGA